Messenger RNA from Cetraspora pellucida, 513 nucleotides. NCBI's taxonomy places the organism in Eukaryota, Fungi, Glomeromycota, Glomeromycetes, Diversisporales, Gigasporaceae. The record is from the annotation of a GenBank genome assembly.
AUGGAUUUUCAAACCAUAGAUUAUAAGGCAGAUGGGGUUGCAGAAUUAUUUGAAAGACCAAAACAAAGCCUCUUAUUUGUACUUAAGGUUUCUGAAGAACCUAGCAAUCUGGAUCCUGAUAAAUUUAAAGAUUAUAGAGAAAAAUUAAUGAAAGAAGGUGUAUUUGCACUAAAUAAAUUCAUUAUUAGAACUGGCCCGCCAACAUACGAGGUGUGUAAAACUUUAGGAGUUUUCCUUGCACAAGGAUUUGAAGAUAACCUUGAGAUUGGACAAAUAAUUUAUAUUGGACCCGGUUUAUAUGUAUUUUCACCCUUUAUGGAUCCAAAUCUUAUUAUUCCAACUUCUCCUUCCAAUUUGGAACAUGCAUCCAGAUUAAUUCGCACACUCCUUUGCUUGCGAUAUAAUUAUACUACUGGAUUUACACCUGAUCGGCCGAAAUUUGUAACAUUUUCCAAAUUUCUGCCCAAGGAAGAAACAUCCGGAAAGUUGGAUAAAAUGAACAGGAUAAUGUGA